AGCUAACCGAGCUAUUCUAUAUCAGUCUACGUUAGAGCAGUUGCGCGACGAAUCCUGCCUUUGCGUAUGCGCGCGCAGUUUGUUCAAUUCCUAUAAAAUUUACGAACUCUUUCGUAUUCGAAGAUGCAGCGUUCCGUCCAACAAACAAACGGGGAUGGCGUUCUCGCUUCGCCAAGAAAAAAACAACGUUUAUCAAAUGCCUCUGCGAAAGUUACUGUCGUUCUCGGCGCGCAAUGGGGCGACGAGGGUAAAGGCAAGGUCGUUGAUAUGCUUGCAAUGGAUGCUGACGUCGUCUGCAGGUGUCAGGGAGGAAGCAAUGCUGGGCAUACCGUAGUUGUAGACGGUUCAGAAUUUCACUUCCACCUUUUGCCCAGUGGGAUAAUCAAUGCCAAGUGCACGUCACUCAUAGGAAACGGAGUGGUGAUACACCUGCCAGGCCUCUUCGAAGAAUUGGAGAGCAACGAAGCGAAAGGUUUGAAAAACUGGCAAGAACGAUUAGUAAUAUCCGAUCGUGCGCACAUGGUCUUUGAUUUUCACCAGCAAGUCGAUGGUCUACAAGAAUUGGAAAAAGGUACGCAAUCACUUGGCACUACUAAGAAAGGAAUUGGACCAACGUACUCGAGCAAAGCGGCUAGAAAUGGACUUAGAAUUGGCGAUCUUCUUGGAAACUUUGAUAAGUUCUCGCAAAAGUUCGAAUCGCUGGUGUCGUCGUAUCAAAAAAUGUUCCCCGCGCUACAGGUUGACGUGAAAGCUGAGCUUCAACGGUACAAAGAAUAUGCGGAAAGGAUACGACCGUUAGUCAAAGAAACUGUUCAGUAUUUACAUCAAGCAUUACGCGAAGGAAAGAAAGUUAUAGUAGAGGGUGCAAACGCUGCAAUGCUGGACAUUGACUUUGGGACGUAUCCGUAUGUCACCAGCUCCAACUGUAGUAUAGGUGGAGUAUGCACUGGUCUCGGACUUCCACCUUCUUAUAUAGGAGAGGUCAUCGGGGUUGUUAAAGCAUACACAACAAGGGUGGGUGACGGACCAUUCCCCACUGAACUUUCAGACACCACAGGUGAUCUUUUACAGAAAAGAGGUCACGAAUAUGGAGUCACCACUAACAGAAAGAGACGGUGUGGUUGGUUAGAUUUAACCCUUCUAAAAUUCACUGCAAUGGUGAAUGGAUAUACGUCUAUAUGUUUGACUAAAUUAGAUAUAUUAGAUACCCUACCAAAAAUUCAAAUUGGUGUAGGAUAUCGAUUGAAUGGAAAGGAAAUUGAUUAUUUUCCAAGUAGUACUUCUGAUUUAGCAAAAGUAGAGGUAAUUUAUGAAAGUAUCGAUGGCUGGCAGUCAACUACAGAAGGUGUACGUUCAUUAGAAAAACUGCCUUCUAAUGCUAGAAAAUACAUACAAUUAAUAGAGGAACAUCUUGGUAUACCAGUUAAAUGGAUUGGCGUAGGCGCAGGUCGAGAAAGUGUAAUUACACUUUGACGUUACACUUAUCAAUUACUGCAAUGGAAAUGUGUUUGUCCGUUUAUUCAGUUCGCUACUCGUUUGGCGAUAAAUUUAAUUUGUUAAAGGAAAUGAUAAAAUAAGCGCACAGGGCUACACGACAAAGAGAAUCAUAGCAUUAAGCUUUUGAAUUUAGUAGUAUUGAAUAAUUGAAGAACUAAUCUUGAAGUCUCAUUUCUUUGAGCUCCUCCAUACUGGAUAAUUCAUGUAAAUCAUGUUAUCCAUUGUUUGAAUGUAAAAUAAGAUAUGUUAAUUAAAAUAUAUUUAUUUGAAAA
Molecule: messenger RNA, 1769 nt
Organism: Nomia melanderi (Alkali bee)
Lineage: Eukaryota; Metazoa; Arthropoda; Insecta; Hymenoptera; Halictidae
Gene: Adss
Product: adenylosuccinate synthetase
Biological process (GO): IMP metabolic process; 'de novo' AMP biosynthetic process
Cellular component (GO): cytoplasm
Molecular function (GO): GTP binding; adenylosuccinate synthase activity
Source: RefSeq, a predicted model, not a curated record